Molecule: messenger RNA, 372 nt
Organism: Nicotiana attenuata
Lineage: Eukaryota; Viridiplantae; Streptophyta; Magnoliopsida; Solanales; Solanaceae
Exons: 1
Coding region: 1-372 (123 amino acids)
Molecular function (GO): nucleic acid binding
Source: RefSeq, a predicted model, not a curated record
AUGUCAAACCGGGAAAUCAAAAGUGUCCUAACCAAGACGGUGAAUGCGACAAGGACUGAUUGGGCGAAGAAGCUGGAUGAUGCAUUAUGGGCAUACCACACAACAUUUAAAACUCUAAUUGGUAUGUCACCAUACAAGUUGGUGUUUGUAAAAGCAUUUCACCUUCCGGUAGAGCUCGAGCAUAAAGCCCUUUGGGCACUACGGCAGUUGAAUUUGGAUAUGGAGACUGCCGGCACCAAUAGAGUCACUGGGUUACAUGAACUCGAGGAAUUCAGGUUCCAUGCAUUUGAGAAUGCAAGAUUGUACAAUGAAAGGAUGAAAAUGAUGCAUGAUAAGCAUAUCCUAGAUCAGAACUUCAAACUGGAGAUCUAG